GCGUCUCGGGCGGGACGUCCGCGGGGACGCGUGCGGGCGCCGGCGAUGGGCUCCGUGGCGCGGCUGGCGGCGCUGCUGGCGGUGCUGGCGCUGCGGGCGGGGGCGCCGGCGGGGGCCGCGGCGCGCGGGGACACCUUCUCGGCGCUGACCAGCGUGGCGCGCGCCCUGGCCCCCGAGCGCCGCCUGCUGGGGCUGCUGAGGCGCUACCUGCGCGGGGAGGAGGCGCGGCUGCGGGACCUGACCAGGUUCUAUCACAAGGUGCUUUCUUUGCAUGAGGAUUCAGCAACCCCUGUGUCUAACCCUCUGCUUGCAUUUACUCUCAUCAAACGCCUACAGUCUGACUGGAGGAAUGUGGUACAUAGUCUGGAGGCGAGUGAGAACACCCGAGCUCUGAAGGAUGGCUUCGAGAAGGUGGAGCAGGACCUGCCAGCCUUCGAGGACCUUGAGGGAGCAGCGAGGGCCCUGAUGCGGCUGCAGGACGUGUACACGCUCAACGUGAAGGGCCUUGCCCGCGGCGUCUUUCAGAGGGUCACUGGCUCCGCGGUCACUGACCUGUACAGCCCCAGCCGGCUUUUCUCCCUCACGGCAGAUGACUGCUUCCAAGUUGGCAAGGUGGCCUAUGACAUGGGGGAUUACUACCAUGCCAUCCCCUGGCUGGAGGAGGCCGUCAGUCUCUUCCGAGGAUCUUACGGAGAGUGGAAGACAGAGGAUGAGGCAAGUCUCGAGGAUGCCUUGGAUCACUUGGCCUUUGCCUAUUUCCAGGCGGGAAAUGUUUCAUUUGCCCUCAGCCUCUCCCGGGAGUUUCUUCUCUACAGCCCGGAUAAUAAGAGGAUGGCCAGGAAUGUCUUGAAAUAUGAAAAGCUCCUGGCAGAGAGCGCCAACCAGGCCGUCGCAGAGGCUGUCAUCCAGAGGCCCAAUGUGCCCCACCUGCAGACCAGGGCCACCUAUGAGGGGUUGUGUCAGACCCUGGGUUCCCAGCCUACUCACUACCAGAUCCCGAGCCUCCACUGCUCCUACGAGACCAAUUCCAGUCCCUACCUGCUGCUGCAGCCUGUCCGGAAGGAGGUCAUCCACCUGGAGCCCGAUGUUGUCCUCUACCACGACUUCGUCAGUGACUCAGAGGCUCAGAAAAUUAGAGGGCUGGCAGAACCGUGGCUGCAGAGAUCUGUGGUGGCGUCCGGCGAAAAGCAGUUACCCGUGGAGUACCGCAUUAGCAAAAGUGCCUGGCUGAAGGACACCGUUGACCCAAUGCUGGUCACCCUUGACCAUCGCAUUGCUGCCCUCACAGGCCUUGAUGUCCAGCCUCCCUACGCCGAGUAUCUCCAGGUGGUGAACUAUGGAAUCGGAGGGCACUAUGAACCUCACUUUGACCACGCUACGUCACCAACCAGCCCACUGUACAGAAUGAAGUCUGGGAACCGAGUUGCAACAUUUAUGAUCUAUCUGAGCUCGGUGGAAGCUGGAGGAGCUACAGCCUUCAUCUAUGCCAACUUCAGCAUGCCUGUGGUCAAGAAUGCUGCACUAUUUUGGUGGAACCUGCAUAAGAGUGGUGAAGGGGAUGGUGACACACUUCAUGCUGGCUGUCCUGUCCUGGUGGGAGAUAAGUGGGUGGCCAACAAGUGGAUACACGAGUAUGGGCAGGAAUUCCGCAGACCCUGCAGCUCAAGCCCCGAAGACUAACAUGUUGGCAGAGAGAAGUUGAUGACGUCCCAUGGCUUUCCAGGCAAGCCAGAAGCCAAAGCGAGGGACUGGAGAGGAGAAAGGAGAGCAUCCUUCUGGAAGAGGGCCUUGUCAGCACUGUGUUCCUUGAGAAUGGGAGGCAGGGAAGUGGUCUUUAUCAGGGCUCACCUGAGAAUUCACUGAGAAACCAUUCACAUUUUUUCUGCUCCAGGCAUGGGCACAGUAGAAGGGACAAUACAAAGGGUGGGGCAAAAGGCUGGAGAGAGGUUUCUGGAGAUCAGAGAUCUCUGUUGGGAACAGGAUAUAUCAACGGUCUCUGGGGCUUGGUACAAGGGGCUUUUGCCUUUUUGAACCUUGACACCAGGGUCCCAUAGGUGCAGUGAGGACACCUGCAGGAAGGGCUGGCCGGCUCCCACGGCUUUUUGCCCUUCAGCCCACUGACUUGUGCUGAAGCCUAAGCAAGCAGUAACUCCGUAUCAGGAGUGCACUUCAUAUGAUAAUUUUUUAAAGCAUAAAGCAACUUUUUGUAUGACAAUUUUUAAAUACUGUUAUUAAAAAGGUUUACAAAUCAUUUCCACACCGAAAAUAUUCUUACAUUAUAAUAUUGAGUGAAAGAAGCAGAAUGCAAACUUUUUAUUUAUGCCAUAAUCUCAACUUGGCUCACUUCCCACCACUCCCCUCUCACUCCAUUCCAGACACAUAACAUUAUUUCUUUUCUUUCUUUUUUAAAGCUAUUAUUUAUUUCAGAGAGGAAGGGAGGGUGAGAGGGAGAGAUAGAAACAUCAAUGAUGAGAAUCAUUGAUCGCUGCCUCCUGCACACCCCAUACUGGGGUUCGAGCCCACAACCCAGGCAACAUGUGCCCUGACUGGGAAUCGAACCGGUGACCUCUUGGUUCAUAGGUCAGUGCUCAACCACUGUCCCAUACCGGCCGGGCACAUGACAUUCUUUCUGUUCCUCAAAACCACCAUGCUCAGCACCCUCAGCACCAUUCCUGCUUUCUAGACCUUUGUAUUUGCAGCUCCCUCAACUCCUCCCUGGCCAAGCUCUUCUCAUCAUUUCACUCUUGGCUUAAUGUCACUUCAGAGAGGACUUCCCUGAUCACCCAGCCUUCUAGCCAGUGUCCUUCAGAUUAACUACUUUUAUUUUCUUUAUAACAAGUUUCUCAAAUUGAAAUUACUUGAUUCAUUUGUUUGAUUGUGGCCAAUUGCCUUCCCUGCAGGAUGAGUGCUUUAAGACCCCACUAUGUUUUGUAAAUGCCUCUAUUACAGCUCUGAGCUCACUGAAUUUCAGUAUUUAUUUGCCUGGCUGUUCACAUUACACUCUGGGCUCCUCAUUCCUCUUGGUGUCCCCAGAGGAAGGUCUGGUUUGAAAUAAGUAGGCAUUUAGCAAACAUUUUGGAUAAAUCAAUAAGAAGGCAUCCUUUGAGCUGUGCUUUGGGGGACGGGUAGAACUUUAACAGGCAGAGUUUUAAUGAGAAGCAUUUCCCAGUGGAAGGAUGAGCAUGGGCCAUCGUUGCGUUGAUGGGUGACUAUAGCAUUCGAGCACCUGUGCACAGAGAACAGUCCAUGCACCUUGGCUCAAGAUCCUCAAUAGGCAGGGGGGUGGGGGAGGGAGGGAGAAGGGGUGUGUCUCGCUUGCUCACAAAGAAACCACACAGUGAAAUGACUGGGUGGUGAGACACUGCCGCCUCCAUCCCAACCUGCACCAUGCAUGUCCCGAUUUCUGCUUCCCAGAGCUCUGCAGCCCCUAACCUAGGGUUCUGAUGUGCUGAUGCACCGCAUCCUGCAGAGCCUCAGCGAGCAUCUGCUCACAUCCCAGUAUUUCUGCUGAGUGAGCCUGGGUUCUGGAAAUCAUCUAAGUUAUUUUUAUGUAGGAAAGGAAAAAUAAUUUUCCCUGUAACUUCUGUGUUCGUAGCUGAGACCUCUGCAAUUAACAGAUUAACCAGAGGAAACACGCAUAAGUUGGAAAUGAGUAACUCCCUGCGUUGUCGGGAAUUCAGGCUUAACUACCAUCCGAAUAGAGAAAGGGGAGGGAGGAUGUAGGCCUCCUUAGGAAAGAUGAGUGGGCCCUUAGAAGAACAGAUGGGAAGGAGGGAUGAUAGUUUGCGAUCAUUGGUCUGGGUGUGGUGUCCAUUUCUCGUCUCCUCUCCUGUGAUGAGUCAAUCUUUCCUGCUUGAUGAAACUCCCAGGGGGGAUUCAUGACCACUGCGUUCCUUUUGGAGGAUGUGUCUUUAGGCAGAUACAGCAGUUCAGAGGAAGUCUCCCUCUGCAUUUGCUGUUUUUCAAAAUAAUCAGUAUGCCCGAGCAGCGGUGUGGCAUGUUCCGCUACCCUGACCGCCUGCCGCCUCCUGCUCCAGAGGAAACGGCCGAGGCAGAAAGCUGUCUGCGGGCACCACGGCUCCGCUUUCUUCCUGCUGCGGGGAUCAGACCGGGCCUUCUCGGCACGGUGGGGUGGGUCUGAGCUAACAGCAGCAGUGGUGAAGUUGAUGAGUUUCCCACGUGACAGGCACCUUUCCAAGGUUCAUGUGAGUUAAUGAAACUUUAAAGGCUUGAUGAAUUCACACUCACCCCAAGCCUAUGAGGUCGAUCAGUUAUUAUCCUCGUUUUACAGAAAAGAAGACAGAGUUAGAGAGUUAGGUUACUUGCUAUAAUCCCACAUUUUGGCUCUAAACCUUGUGCUUUGAACCACUACUCUCGCAAUAUCUAAGAGGUGACAAUUUUCAAACACCCAAGUGACUGAAAUUCAAGAACUGUCUGGCUGCAAAUGAAGCAACAAUGACUUACAGAGCAUUCGCAGGCCCAGGCCCAAGCCCAGGUGUGCUGUGGGAGUGAGAAGUGCUGGAUGCAGUCAGCUGGUAGGGAGAUGAGACAUUCAUCCGGGGUUAAAUAUUAGUGAAACACGAUAUGAAAAUGUUGCAUGCAGUAAGAGAUGAAUUAUUGAAUGCUUCAAUUAAGAGCUGAAGGGGUCACUGUGGCUUGGGAUAGUUGCGAUAGCCUCAUUUGUUUAUUCAAAUGAAUUACCAAGGUGCGAACUCAGUGCCAGGCCUUUAGGAACACCAGGAAUGGAAAGGAGAAUUCCAUGCCGACCCUGCCCAGACCCUCAGAUCAUCACAAGACAACGUAGUUAUAGGUGGAGACAGAAGCAGAGCACUGAGGCUUCAGGGUAAGGAGAGGCUGACCAAGUCUUGAUGACAUGGGGCGGUCCUGGGAAGGGUUUGUAGAGGCGCAGAAAGAGGAGCAGGGUGGGGAGGAAUGACUCUCCCUAGAGCUAUGAAUAGUACCACCUUACUUUUGGCCAGUAUGUUAGUUUUAAAAUCAUUUCAGCGUCCCUUCUCUUGAGCCUCACCUACCAGGGAAGAAAGAUGAGCAGGCAUUGUAGAAAGCAAGUCCAGAAUGGUUAGUGGCCUGCCUGGGGUGGCACAGCAGAGCUUGGCCUGAGACCUGGUCUUCUGACUCCCUCACCAGUGCUCUUUCCACUGGAUGGCUCUCAAAGCUACGUCCCUUCAUUGCACCACAGGUGGAGAGUGGAAAGGCCUCAUUCUUUUAUAUUUGCACGAGUUUCUAUGCCCUGGGCAACUGGCUAGUCCUUCAACAAAGUGGUGAGGCCGAGGGGCCCCAACAUCGCUUAGUGGUUAGGUAGCUAAUUAUAAGUAGAACUGACCGUGGCUAGGGGCAUAGCUUAUUUAUAAUUUUCUUUUUUUCUUUCUUGUACUGUUCUUCAACCAUUUUUCUAACAGCUUCGUCCACCCGGGGCUCUUGACAUUGCAUUAUGUAUCCCUCACAAGCUUCACUCCAGGGCAUGUUCUUUACGUAAUGACUAUCAUCAUUAUCCUCAGUAACCACAUAUUGACUAUUUACUGCAGCCCAAGCACUGUGCUAAGAACUUAGGUGGAUUUGUUUCUUCGGUCCUCACAAUGAGAUGGGCACUGUUAUUCCCACUUUACAGAUAAGGGAAACAGGGACAGAGGAGGUGUAACUUGCCUGAGGGUACACAGCUAUAAAGUGGCAGAGGCAGGAUUCAGAUGAGGGUCUAUCUCCAAAUAGCGUCACUGGCCCUGUGUUGUCUGCGUUACAUGUUGUUUUGCUGGGGUUGCUUUGCUCCCACUGGAAGCGUAUCUUUUGGCGCCAACAACUUUUGAAAGGAGUCUCCAACGUUUCCCCAGGCUUUGGAAAGGUCUGUCUUUUGUGCCUCUAAUGCCUAAUGGCUAGGAACCCCGUCAGGAUGUAGGUACUGGUUGAAUACACAAAUGAAUCACCCCAAUUCCACAGAUGUACAAUGAACACCUAUUGUGCGACCAGCCCCAUGCUAGGUACUCCAUGAGAAUCCAAGAAAAUGAAGAGGUCUGUCUGCUCACUGCUCUUAAAGCAAAAUUAGCACAUGCCCAAGGCGGAGAAUAGAGAAGUAGACAUCAUCAAGGGGAAAGCUGUGGGGUGCUCACCCUAAGGAGCAUGGGAGCUGGGAGAAAGGGAAGAACCCUAUGGAUAGAGUAGACUGAAGGCUUCCAUGUUGGGGCUCCAGGAAUACAAUGGAAGAGUGUGCUUGUGGAGGGAGCGGUUGUCACUUCACUUGUCCCCUUUCACACACAAGGGGGUAGGGAGAGCUGUCCAGGAGGAGGAGGAUGUGAGAGGGUGUUGAUUCUGGGGGGCCCUUGUCCAGCAAUGCCAACAGCAGCCAACACAGACUGCCCUUUCAUGGAACCACUCAAAGAGUUCCCUGUUUGGGAGCAUUGCUUCUCAAGCUGAGAGCAUCCACGAGGGAGGGAGGGUGGAACGAAGGGGGCACUUGCCCGCAGAGUGCUGCACACUCUGGCAACUCCGUGAAAUCAGCCAAGGGCUAGGGGAGGAGACACACCUUUGUACCUAUUCUGUGCCAGCUAUUUAUUCUCCCUUCUCUCUUUCACAACAAGUAUGAGGUAAGGCAAGAGAGGGAAAGGAGGCUCAAUGAAAAGACUUCCUUAAGUUCACACAGCUAGCAGCAGAGCCGGGUGCAGAGUGAGGCAGGCCUCCCUACCAGCUGCUUCUAACCUUUCUCACCUGAAGAUCCUCACAACUUUCCCCCCCUUGGGAAGUAGAGCUUGUCUCUUUCCCGUCUUCGUCUCUACCCCAUCCCUCAUUCAUUCCCUGUUGUGCUUGGGAGCAGUCCCACUUGGUGAGGCUGGGGAGGCGAACCCAGUGGACCUCAGAUCUAAGGGGUUUUGCCUUGGUUUCCCCUCCUGUUGGAAUUCCUUUGUCUUAGCAACAUGGCAUUUCCUGCUUUUCACCUGGACUACUGCAGGAAGCACAUUUGAAUUAUACUUUAAAUACUUAAGUCUCAUUUAACCCUCCUGACACCUUGUAAUUUAAGGAUUAUCAACCCAUUUUUAAAAUUUUUUUUUGGAUAAGGAACCUGAAAUUCUGAAAGAAGUCAAUGGUCACCCAGCUAGUGGGUGGCUGAGAGCCUGUCACCACUAGUACCUGUCAGCAAGCCCCAAUCUUCUCACCUGCCUCAUCCCCAUCUCUUUUCUGGUAUAUGUAGGAGUAAUAAGGUGUGCACUGGCCUGGAAGCUCUGUGGCUUGAAUCCGAGCCCAGACUGUGCUAAUUGUGUGACCUUGGGCAAAUUACUUCCCUUAUCAGAGCUUUCGUUUUCUCACCUGUAGGAUGGCACUGCUAAUCUGCCACCCCUACCCACUCCAGAGGAGCUGUGAGACCUCGAAGGAUGAAAAUGUGCUUUAUAAAUGGUAUAUGCUGUAUUGUGUCGUUAGGCUAAGCUUGAUUAGUCAUCGCUUUGUGGCAUCAUCAUUGAUCAUCAGGAAAAACACUUUCUCCCCCAUCACACAGUUCCCUACUCAGUUAACUGUUCCUUCCGUCCACCAGAUAGUUGCAGGCUCCAAUGUUUAGCCUGGCUACAGGCUGGGGUUUUCUAGCAAACUGCUGGGAGAGAAAGCCAGCUCUAGGAAUAAGGGAGUCUCUUGAGUUUACAUAACAUUCUGAGCCUUGGAACCAGAGUGAGAAUGUGUUGACUCUGGCUGCUGAUGGGUAGCCAGCUGGGGCAGGAGAGUUGGCUGGAAGCUUACAAACAGCACGCUGUUCCUGCAGGGAAGAGUGUGGCUGCCUUUGCUUUCUCUACUCUUAUAGGCUCUCUUCUUGCUUUUCCCUUAUUGUCUUUACCCUUUAACUCCCUAUCCCCUGUUCUGAUGACAGGCUCUUGAAUCCAACUUAAGGGUCCUUGCACCUCACUGUCCAAAUCGGUUUGUCUUGUUCAUUUCACAUCCAAAAUCUUGAGCCGGUUGCCUCCUCUCAUCCCUGCAGCCAUUGUCCUAGUUAAGUGUACUGUUGCCAUUUACAACUGCCCCUUUACUGAGCUCCUGCCUCUCGUCUGGUGCAGACCAAUCCAGCUACACAGGAUACUAGAGUUCCUUCACUG
Messenger RNA from Myotis daubentonii (Daubenton's bat), 8084 nucleotides. RefSeq names its product prolyl 4-hydroxylase subunit alpha 3 (gene P4HA3). Gene Ontology annotation, cellular component: endoplasmic reticulum. The record is from RefSeq and is a predicted model, not a curated record. Gene Ontology annotation, molecular function: L-ascorbic acid binding; protein binding; iron ion binding. NCBI's taxonomy places the organism in Eukaryota, Metazoa, Chordata, Mammalia, Chiroptera, Vespertilionidae. Gene Ontology annotation, biological process: peptidyl-proline hydroxylation to 4-hydroxy-L-proline.